Molecule: messenger RNA, 375 nt
Organism: Colletotrichum gloeosporioides
Lineage: Eukaryota; Fungi; Ascomycota; Sordariomycetes; Glomerellales; Glomerellaceae
Exons: 1
Coding region: 1-375 (124 amino acids)
Source: RefSeq, a predicted model, not a curated record
AUGUGCACCGAAUCUAAACUCAUCCAUACGGAAUUAGAGAUCAGCGAGGCCGAUGCUACCGGAGCAAUAGGAAAAGACGGCUGCGGCAAAGAAGUCAAUGGCCCUGUUCCUGAUGAUCAUUCACGCCUACUGGAGAACAUGCCGUCUCAAUUCAACGACGUAUACCACCUGAUGCCGGAUUUCGCCCCUACAGCGAUCAAAUUACCGGCGUUGCGAAACAUUCUCUGCAGACACAAUAUCGUCUACAACGGAAAGGAGACCAAGGCAGAUCUAGUCAAUCUCUUCAACAAGUACAUCAAGCCUAAAGCGGCCGCGAUUUUAGCUGCAAUUGAAGCCGUUGAGAGACCAGAAGAGGACAUUGUGGAUGUUAGAUAA